This is a messenger RNA of Cladophialophora yegresii CBS 114405, 702 nucleotides long. RefSeq lists its product as uncharacterized. Gene Ontology annotation, molecular function: protein binding. The record is from RefSeq and is a predicted model, not a curated record. Lineage: Eukaryota; Fungi; Ascomycota; Eurotiomycetes; Chaetothyriales; Herpotrichiellaceae. The coding region runs from base 1 to 702 and encodes 233 amino acids. Gene Ontology annotation, biological process: cytoplasmic translation. The transcript has 2 exons.
AUGGGCAUUGAAGAGCAGAAAGAGGAGCGCGAGGUCCUCGAUUCGAUCUUCCCCGAUGAAAUCACAGACACCUCGGACAAUGCGUACCGGAUAACCAUCACGCUCGACAUCCCCGGCGAUGGACACGACGAGGACGCCGAACCCCCGGUCCUCUGGCUCAAUGUCGCAUACCCGGACGCCUACCCUGACGUCGGGCCGCACUUGGACAUCAGCGCCCCGCCCAACGCGCCGAAACACCCCCAGUUGGACCUCGGCGAGGACAAGGCGCAGCUCCUCGACACGCUCCAGCCGACGAUAGAAGAUAACCUGGGCAUGGCCAUGGUGUUCACGUUGGUCACGACGCUGAAGGAAGCGGCGGAGGUGUUGAUUUCCGACCGGAUACGGCAGGCCGACGAGGCGCGGGAGAUCCUGGUCCGCGAGAAGGAGGAGGAAGAGAAUCGCAAGUUCCACGGCACACUGGUCAAUAGGGAGCGGUUCCUGGAGUGGAGGGAAAGGUUCCGGCGGGAGAUGGAAGAGAAGGAACGCAAGGCGAGGGAGGAGGAAGAGGCCGAGGAGAAGAAAAAGAGGGGUGGAAAACCCGAGGAGAAGAGGCUGACGGGGAAGCAGCUCUGGGAGAGGGGAUUGGUGGGUAAGGGUGACGAGGAGGAUCUUGACGGCGAAGACGCCGUUGCGGCGGUGGGAAAGCUCAAAGUCGACGGUUAG